UGUCGAAUUCAGCAUACCGGCCUUGCAAAUAGCCUUAUUCACUUGGCUGGAUUCGGUUUUCUUGUCACAUUUCCUGCUAGCUUCGUUGCUACCUGUAGCCAGCACAAGGCAUCAUCUUGCUCUAUCUUUGUUCCGAAGCAUAGUUUAUCAUCACCUCCAAAAUUCUCCCAGGCCGUUGCUCCAUCUCUCAAUACUCCUUGCGUUGGAAUUCUUGAUGCCGAGAAAACAAAAGCUUCAACUUUAAUUCCGACUUGUACAGUUGUCCCCACGCCGUCUUUCUUACAGGCUGGUCAACAUACUCCCUUGCUUAUUGAUAAUACGAAUGCUGAUAGCCCUACUACUGAAGGACUUGCUAUUGUUGGCCCUUCGUGUACUCCUUUUUCGUCUGUCGAUCUCACGCGUUCUUCGGUUAGUCUUUGUGUCGAAAAUAAUGUGAUGCAGACCCACGAGAACUCCAAUUUAGUCAAAAUCUCCGUCCCUGAUAUUGGUGUGUCUGCAUCACUAAAUAAGGAUACGAAACCUCUACAGGAAGACCUUGCUCUAAAGCUGCUUCAUACCAAUGCUAAUGGGAUAGAUACGUCAGGUAGUGAAACUCCUUCUUUGCCGGGGAAAGUCGAUAAAUCUUCUAUUGUCUGUCAAAGCCCUGAUUUCUGUCAGUCAGUCCUCGAUGCUAUUACUGAAUUACAUACGUUCCUAUAUAGAAGCGCCAAUGCACAAGCCCAUCUUCAAGAUGCAUUUGUUUUUUGUCAAGGUCUCUUAAAAAAAGCUGCAGGCGAGUGA
Protopolystoma xenopodis is the source of this 780-nucleotide messenger RNA. Lineage: Eukaryota; Metazoa; Platyhelminthes; Monogenea; Polystomatidea; Polystomatidae. The record is from the annotation of a GenBank genome assembly.